This is a messenger RNA of Lucilia cuprina (Australian sheep blowfly), 1479 nucleotides long. Its product is annotated as major facilitator superfamily domain-containing protein 6. The record is from RefSeq and is a predicted model, not a curated record. Gene Ontology annotation, cellular component: membrane. The coding region runs from base 1 to 1275 and encodes 424 amino acids. The transcript has 2 exons. NCBI's taxonomy places the organism in Eukaryota, Metazoa, Arthropoda, Insecta, Diptera, Calliphoridae.
AUGGUUCUCUUAACACAAACCAACUUAUGCAGCACUACUCAUAAUGCUCGAUGUCAAGAUGAAAUCUCAAACUUUGAAGCUUUUUUCGUGGAUAUAUAUAAACCCACUAUUAACUAUUUAAAUUUGACCAACAACUAUGAGCAAACAACAUUGCAGUUACAUGUGUGUGUGGAGGAAAACUUCUCCAAAGCUAAUAAUGUUACCAAUUUUAAUGGCACCUGUGACUUUCAAACUACGCAACGUUCUCAGUGUCUAUAUAGUUCCUUAGGUUUUUGGCUUUUUGUGAUUUUUAUGUGUGCCGGUACAAUUGGUUUCAAUGUCACGAAUUCAAUAUCCGAUGCUAUAUGUUUCGAUAUGUUGGGCGAAACUGAAGAAGAUAAAUAUGGUGCCCAGCGUGUUUGGGGUACCAUAGGAUUUGGUCUUACCGCUUUAGUGUCCGGUAUUGUAGUCGACUAUUGGACUUUGGGUGAUGUCAAGAGUAUUUUACCCGCCUUAGUUAUUAUGUUAAUAUUUAGUGGUUUCGAUUUGUUAAGUGUUUCCAAAUUAAAAUUACCCAAAUUAUCCUCUUCUGAGUCUAUAUUCAAAGAUGUCUGGGAAUUGAUUCAACAUCCCGCCAUUACGAUAUUUCUGAUAUUUGCCACCAUAGCUGGUAUAAUAGAUUCUUUUAUUAUAUAUUUUAUGUUUUGGCAUCUGGAAGAUGUGGCUGCCGAAACUGGUUUUAUGCAUCAAAUUAAAUUGAUUGAGGGUUGUGUAGUGGCUGCAGAAUGUUUGGCUGGUGAAGUACCCUUCUUCUUUUACAGUGGUAAAAUCAUUAAGAAAUUGGGUUAUAUACACUGUAUGAGUUUAUGUUUCUUUUUCUAUGCCGUUCGUUUGGCUUUAAUAUCAUGGAUACCUAAUCCCUGGUAUCUAGUGGGGGUGGAACUAUUCUUUCAGGGUUGCACUUAUGCUCUCUGCUAUACUUGUAUAGUGGCUUAUGCCUCGGCAGUAGCACCUCCUGGCACUUCGGCCACUGUUCAAGGUCUAAUGGCUGGCAUGGAUGAUGGUUUAGGUUUUAGUAUUGGCUCUCUAAUUGGUGGUCUAACCUUUAAACGUUUCGGUGGUAGACGUAGUUUUAUGUAUUUCUCUAUAGUGGCCAUUUGUACUUGUGUUGCUCAUAUAGUUAUACGACCCUCUUCGAGAAAACGUCAAUAUUUACCUAAAUCUGGUUAUCAAUUACCCAACGAACAACAGCCUGCCGUAGCUUUAGAUUCGGUUAAAGAAGAUGUUAAAACGUAGUCUUUCACAUUAAGGACGUAUUUCUAUUGGUUGUAUCUUAAACUCUGACAAUGAUGGAAAAAUCAGCUAAAUAGUUAUGUAAGAACAAAUGUACAUAUAAUUUUUAUUGUUUUAUUGUUUUAUGGUUAAUACAAUUUUUAUGUAUUUAAUUAAAAGUGUUUGUACAUAGUACGUUUAUAUGUAUAUUGUAUAUAAAUAUGUAUG